Amoebophrya sp. A25 is the source of this 1003-nucleotide messenger RNA. The record is from the annotation of a GenBank genome assembly. Lineage: Eukaryota; Dinophyceae; Syndiniales; Amoebophryaceae.
CUCUGAAUGCGAUGGUAUGCCUCACGGACAGCGGGAUCAGAGCAAGCUUACGGAAUCGAUGCUGCGAGAUCAGAAUUGGUAAGGCAGUAGCUGGGAAGAACUGUGUCAUUCCACCAUUGCUGCAUGAAGCUCAACUAGUAUUUCUUUGUAGAAAGCAUUUUAUUUCUUGCUCCUCAUGAUAGAUUCUGUAGUUCUCAGUACACACUUUCAGGUAUAGGAUGCAGAUCUCUGCGGACUCAUCGAUAGUAGCCAAACAGCAUGCUCUUGGGGAGAAGACGUACACGACUACUCUAUUGUAAACUUAUACUAUUCAAGUCGGAUUUGCAUUUUUGUCAAGAUGAUUCAUGAUUGUCUGUAAUCAAGGAAGAGGAACUUUUUUGAGUGAGUCAUUACUGCGUAUUUUUUCCGCCGAUGUAACUGUCUCCAACAAUCAUUACAGACUAUCGGCGUGUCUUUCAUUCAGGUCACUUUUCGUGUUUUAUCGACGAACUCGACGGGACAAGGAAAGUGGGAACACGAAUCGUGGUUAUUGGGUGCUUCUAGCAGUGAAAGACGCCGCGGACUGCGGCAUAAAGCAACAAUCAUGUUUACCAGAAGCGGAAAGCUCGAGUGUAUUAAAGAAUUUGCGUGACUUAACCAGUGCAGAUUUCAUAACGGAUUUUCGUCAGUGCGAUGAACGAUUAUCCUGUCAAUCUACGACUAUAACGUAGUAGACGUAAGCAAAUUGUUGUUCUUGACGCUCACGCUCGUGUCUAAGACAUCCGUUCUCAUAAGGCCAGCUUAAUAUCAAUUCUCUCAGAUAUUUCUCCGUGACAAAGACGCCGAUUUUGCAGAUGCUGCGGGAGCAGUCCAGGAUUGGUUAUCCUCAACGUCGUUCGAUAGUUCGUCCUGUACAAGUGUCCUGUCGAGACGACCUGCUUCAUCUUCCGUGGGAGUGCUGCCUGCGAUGGAAUUCGUAGAUAAUGACAGGGAGAAAGAGACAACUGCAUACUCUUCAACAGCC